GUUCCAGAACGUGGUAUGAUUGGCUGGAAGGUGGAUGCAGGCUUCCAAAGACGUCAUUGGCUGGAAAGUAGGUUAGUGGUGCGACAUUUACUCAAGGCAGAAAGUAGGUCAGAGACUACUGCUGCUUAUCGCUGCACAUUUCUCCUGUAUUUAAAUGAGCUUACUAAACUUUUACCAUAUGAUCUAAUGGCAGACCAAAGAAUGGACAUUUCUUCAACAAUGAAUGACUUCUUGUCACCGGGUCCCACUGAUCUGAUUUCCAGCUCCUUGAAUGCCGCAGGCUUGGACUACAGUCGCAAGCGAAAGGGAAGCUCCACAGACUACCAACUUGAUGGCUUUUCAUUUGAGGAUGGCAUGGAUACUGACAAGGAUAAACAACUUGGACGGGAGUGCUCGGAUCAGCAAGGAAGAAUCAAGAAUGCCAGAGAGGCCCACAGCCAAAUUGAAAAGAGACGUCGAGAUAAAAUGAACAGUUUUAUUGAUGAGUUGGCCUCCUUAGUGCCUACUUGCAAUGCCAUGUCGAGGAAGCUGGACAAACUCACGGUGCUACGAAUGGCUGUUCAGCAUAUGAAAACGCUAAGAGGUGCUGCAAAUCCAUACACAGAAGCAAACUACAAACCUGCAUUCCUAUCAGAUGAUGAACUGAAACAUCUUAUACUGAGGGCAGCAGAUGGCUUUCUAUUUGUUGUGGGCUGUGAUCGAGGGAAGAUCCUGUUUGUAUCAGAGUCCGUGUAUAAAAUUCUUAACUACAGUCAGAAUGACUUGAUCGGUCAGAGUUUAUUUGAUUACCUGCAUCCUAAAGACAUUCCCAAAGUAAAGGAACAGCUCUCCUCUUCAGACACUGCGCCACGGGAAAGACUCAUAGAUGCCAAAACUGGCCUACCUGUGAAGACAGAUAUUGCACCUGGCCCUUCAAGACUGUGUUCCGGAGCAAGGCGCUCCUUUUUCUGCAAGAUGAAAUGCAACAGGCCUUCGGUAAAAGUGGAAGACAAGGAUUUCCCAUCCACGUGUUCCAAAAAGAAAGCAGACCGCAAAAGCUUUUGUACAAUCCAUAGCACUGGAUAUUUAAAAAGUUGGCCUCCUACAAAAAUGGGACUGGAUGAAGAUAACGAGACAGACAAUGAAGGCUGCAACCUCAGCUGCCUUGUAGCGAUCGGACGUUUGCAUCCUCAUAUAGUACCGCAGCCAAUGAACGGGGACAUCCGGGUGAAACCCACAGAGUACGUCUCGCGCCAUGCCAUAGAUGGGAAGUUUGUGUUCGUAGAUCAAAGGGCUACAGCGAUCCUUGCAUAUUUACCCCAAGAACUUCUGGGCACAUCGUUUUAUGAAUAUUUUCAUCAAGAUGACAUUGGACAUCUUGCAGAGUGUCACAGACAAGUUCUACAGACACGAGAAAAAAUAACAACCAACUGUUACAAGUUUAAAAUAAAGGACGGGUCUUUUAUCACACUGAGAAGCCGUUGGUUCAGUUUCAUGAACCCCUGGACCAAAGAAGUCGAGUGUAUUGUUUCUACUAACACAGUUGUUUCGGGCAGCACACUUGAUGGGGCAGACCCUAUCUUUCCCCAGCUCGCUGCGUCCCCUCACAGUAUGGACAGUGUACUUCAAGCAGGAGAUGGUGCGGUAAAGAGAGCCCUUCCGACAGUCCCUGGCAUUCCAGGAGGUACGCGAGCAGGAGCUGGUAAAAUCGGCCGCAUGAUCGCUGAGGAAGUCAUGGAGAUGCAAAGGAUUAGAGGGUCUUCGCCAUCCAGCUGUGGUUCCAGUCCUCUGAACUUCACCAGCACACCCCCUCCCGACACCUCCUCCCCGGGAGGCAAGAAGAUUCACAAUGGUGGCACUCCAGACAUUCCGCCAGCUGGCCUUGUACCUGGGCAGGGCCAGGAUUCAAUAGGUUAUCCCUAUUCAGACAACUCGCUGCUUAGUGAUAACUCCCAUAUUGGUAUAGAAAUGAUGGACAAUGACCAAGGCUCCAGCAGCCCUAGCAAUGACGAAGCUGCCAUGGCUGUUAUCAUGAGUCUUUUGGAAGCAGAUGCAGGACUGGGCGGUCCAGUGGAUUUCAGUGACUUGCCAUGGCCCUUGUGAGCACUUAGCAAUGGAUGGGAUAUCCAAGCACUACUGGUGAAGUUAUCAAGUGACUUUGACAACCCCAGCUGCUGUAACGCACAAGAUCCAAGGAAGCCAUAUCUGGACAUGCAAGCCAACCUUGUGUUCAUUUUUGGACUGAUAGGGAGCUGGAAACGGUGUUUAAGAGGCUGGGGACUGAAAUCACUACAGUAUUUUUUUUGUUGAUGAGAAGCUGGUUGUAAUUGCUUCCGUUAUCCAUUGUAGCUGUUCUGGUUAUUCAGGUUUUAUAAAUGUUUUAACAUACAGUACACUGUCAAGCUUUUUGAAUGCCUUUUAUGUUGUUUUAGUGUUUGGUGUUUUUACACUACAACGAUUUCCAUGUUGAAUAUUUCUUAUAUAAAUUGUAUCAAAGCUGUUCUAUAAUGUAAUAAUUCUACUAUAAAUAUAUGGUAAAAGUGUAUUGUGUUAGCAGUGACAUAUUUUUUAAAUAAAAGUUAUUGUUUCUCUUG
Acipenser ruthenus (sterlet) is the source of this 2573-nucleotide messenger RNA. RefSeq names its product basic helix-loop-helix ARNT-like protein 1. Gene Ontology annotation, cellular component: aryl hydrocarbon receptor complex; transcription regulator complex; nucleus. NCBI's taxonomy places the organism in Eukaryota, Metazoa, Chordata, Actinopteri, Acipenseriformes, Acipenseridae. Bases 16 to 2082 code for a protein of 688 amino acids. Gene Ontology annotation, molecular function: RNA polymerase II cis-regulatory region sequence-specific DNA binding; DNA-binding transcription factor activity, RNA polymerase II-specific; protein dimerization activity. Gene Ontology annotation, biological process: regulation of transcription by RNA polymerase II; circadian rhythm. The transcript has 18 exons. The record is from RefSeq and is a predicted model, not a curated record.